AUGUUCUCGACCGAGACGCCCCCUCAGGCAAGAAGGAAAUCGUUCAAGGCAUUCACCACCCAGCUCCCUCAGCCCCAGCAGCAUCUGCCCCCAUCCGCCUCCCUCAUCUUGGGCCAAACCUCAAAGGUCAACCCCCGCCUGCCCCGGCCCAGCUCGUCCGCCAUCACCCUCAGCUCGGUGCCCUACAGCUACGCCUACGGUGCAGCCGGCUCCCCUCCCCAGCUUGCUUCCAAGAAAACCUCCAACUCGGCCCAAACCGUCGACACAACCGACUCAAUCAGCCCCCGCAGUCGUAGCUCGCGUGGCCGCCAACCGGCCCUUCAUCCAGACGACAUGUCCAUCGCUAGCGUGUCCUCCGAUAAGAACGGUCCCGAACCCGCACAGAUACGCUACGCCCGGCUCAACCAACGCCUCCAGAAUACCGGCUCGGCCCACGCGCCCUCCCAACCGCCACCCCCCAAGGUCAUCGUACCCAAACCCAAAUCAACCCAUCUCAACGAUACCUCCGUCAACAUCGCAUCCGCCUUUGAACGCGCCCAGAUGGCCUCGCGCUCAAACGCCCCCCAGAGCUCUAAUACUCAAGAUCGAAACCCCCUCCAACAGAACAGUCAUCAUUUUACCCGCCCCGAAAACCUCCAGCCCUCCUACAACCGCCCAAUCCCGAGCACCUCAAACCAGCGGUCCAUCGAUCCCAGCUACAAGUAUCGACCGGGCGACUCGGCCUCAAGCGACAGCGAGGCUGGCGAAGGAAUAGCCGACAAGCGUCUCCGACGUGAGAAGAAGGCUCGUCUCGAACAAGAGAAACAGGAACAUCAGUCUGGUACUGCCAAGAAGCGGACAGUCUCCAAACGAAGAAGAACAAACUCCCGUCGAUCGAAUGGCUCGGAUGAUCUGACGGAUAGUGACGAAGAUACCGGCCCAGGUAUUGCUGCAACACGUGGCCGGAGAAUACCCAAAGAGAAUCAACCAGGCAAUGCUUCAGCAGGAGAAAAUGUCAACCGCAGGCACAAAGACGGGUCCCGCAAGAAGGACACCAACCAGAGGACCGACAGUCGAUCGGACAUGAACGACGACGAUGGCUCUGAAGUAGAACCUACCCGCCCCAAAAGACAAGCUGUCCAGAGUCUAGACAACGAUGCCACCCCUCAUGCCAGAAAGCAACAACCAUCAGCUACCUACUUUCUCUCCGAUCCCGAAGCCUCUAUGCCCCCCGAGGAGUCUGCGCGCAAUCAGUCGUACGACCAAGAGCAUACGGUAGGUACCACCGAGAGUAGUCGCUCGGCAUUGAGGCUCAGUGGCGAUAGCUACGACUUUGCUGAGGAGGAACGGAUUGUCAAAGCGCUUGGGAAGCAACAAACCCGACAACAGCAUCCCCUAGCCACCGAAACUUCGAUUGGCGACGGCUCAACUUCUGACCAUCAUCGACAGGAAUCAUCUCCCAAUUUCGGCUGGGCUGGCUCGAGUCGUGAACGGAUCCGAUCCGAUGAUCAUGCUUGUCGGAGCGAUUCCGGGAUGAGAGAGAUCGAAGAAAUCAUCGCCUCAAGUCGCCAGACUGCCCAUUCAAAGCCCGAAAAACCUCGGGUCCUUCCACUGCCGAUCCCUCAUCAAAAGACCUCCAUCCCGACAAUCAUCGAAGAGAGCGAACAUGAAUUGCGCAAACAGCCAGAUACCUUGUUAUUCAACUCGAUCCCAGAAAGUCUGGGUACGAAGUGGGGUAAACAGUUAAUAUCACUCCUAUCCCACCUCUUCAGAGCUGAGUUUUGGAACCGUUUUACCUGGCUCGUCUUAAUGGGUUCUGUUGCAUUGGCUCUUCUAAUCAACUCUCUUAAGACAGGCGAUAUCAGUUUUCCGUUACUCUCCCUAUUUUCAUCAAAGCGAGCCUCAUCGACCUUUUCUGCGCCCACAGCAGAAAUUCAGAACCUAGCUGAACUGAUAGAAAGAUUAAAGAGUCUCGAAUCUGCCGUCACUACGAUCUCUGUAGAACAACGACAAGAUUCGAAAAAUCUCCAACAGAGUCUAGUUCGAGACAAGAUAGAGUUGGAUUACAAAGGUUUGAGGACCGAUUUGGAGAGCGUGAUAAUCGGGCAUCGACAUGAUCAUGGGCAACUCGAGAAGAUCAAACAGACCGUUGAAGGACUCGGCGGACGACUUGAGUCGUUGGAUAAUUCGAACGCCAACUCAGUCACCAGAGACGAGGCCCGCGUGAUGAUCGAACAGGUGUGGUCAGUCAAGGGACGGGACGGCUCAUCGGUCGAUCUAGAGAAAUUGAAACAGUCAGUUUUGAAGUCCAUCGACCAGGAGGGAUACGUGACCAAGGCACAGAUUGGUAAGCUCUUGGAGAGCGAACUUCAAGUGAUGGGGACGGGCUUCGAGCACCAACUGGACUCGAAACUAGAGAAGAUCCGCCAAGAACUUCAAGCCCCCCGUUCACGGACGCGGAACCUGGACGGCUCCGUUAGUGGGGAAGUGAUGGAGAGCGUGCAGGGAAUGAUCGAGGAAGCGAUCGAGCGAUACUCGCAGGACGAGAUCGGCAAGCGAGACUUUGCGCUGUACAGCGGCGGGGCGCGAGUGAUCCCGCAACUGACCUCGAACACAUACGAGAUCUCGGUCAAGAGCUGGAGUCAAAAAUUCAUCGGGCUGGUCACGGGUGCCGACUCGGUGAUCCGAGGCCGGGGACCGAUCACUGCCCUGAGUCCGGAGGUCGAGCUGGGCAAGUGCUGGCCGAUCGCCGGGCCCCAGGGCCAUCUCGCCGUCUACCUCUCCCGCAAGAUCCUCGUGACGGAGGUGUCGAUCGAGCACGUCUCGAAAUCGUUGGCUUACGAGCUCGACUCGGCCCCUAGAGAGAUCGAGGUCUGGUCGAUCGAGGACUCGACUAAGCUACUCGAUGUCGUCUACGAUCCCAACCUCCCCGCCAGGAUCCAGACCUUCAAGGUCCCCGCUCACCUCAACUACGUCUCCGCUCCUUCGGAGAACCAGCUCGAUACUGGUGCUUCGGAAAACGGGGCCCCAACCGAUGCGGCCAGCACCGCCCAAACUCCCGUCCUCAGACAAGGCAUCCUAUUCAAAAUCAAAUCCAACCAUGGCAAUCCUUACUAUACUUGCGUUUACAGGUUCAGAGUCCACGGCUUGAUGGAAUCCGAAUUGAAUCUCAAAUAA
This is a messenger RNA of Puccinia triticina, 3156 nucleotides long. RefSeq lists its product as uncharacterized. Gene Ontology annotation, biological process: nuclear envelope organization. The coding region runs from base 1 to 3156 and encodes 1051 amino acids. Gene Ontology annotation, molecular function: protein-membrane adaptor activity. The transcript has 6 exons. The record is from RefSeq and is a predicted model, not a curated record. Gene Ontology annotation, cellular component: meiotic nuclear membrane microtubule tethering complex; nuclear envelope. Lineage: Eukaryota; Fungi; Basidiomycota; Pucciniomycetes; Pucciniales; Pucciniaceae.